Messenger RNA from Xyrichtys novacula (pearly razorfish), 691 nucleotides. Lineage: Eukaryota; Metazoa; Chordata; Actinopteri; Labriformes; Labridae. The record is from the annotation of a GenBank genome assembly.
AUGGCACAUCCCUCUCAACUUGGCUUUCAAGACGCAGCUUCCCCUGUAAUAGAAGAACUUCUCCACUUCCACGACCACGCCCUAAUAAUUGUCUUUAUGAUUAGUACACUAGUACUUUAUAUUAUUAUUGCAAUAGUCACCACGGACCUAACAAAUAAGUAUAUUCUAGACUCCCAAGAAAUCGAAGUCAUCUGAACUGUUCUCCCCGGACUAAUUCUAAUCUUAAUCGCCCUUCCCUCCCUCCGAAUUCUUUAUCUGAUAGAUGAAAUUAAUGACCCUCAUUUAACAAUUAAAGCCAUGGGACACCAAUGAUACUGAAGUUACGAGUAUACAGAUUAUGAAGAACUAGGCUUUGACUCCUACAUAAUCCCAACACAAGAUCUCUCCCCAGGACAAUUCCGACUACUAGAAACCGACCACCGAAUAGUGGUCCCCUCAGAGUCCCCCGUUCGAGUCCUUGUCUCCGCCGAAGACGUUCUCCACUCCUGAGCAGUACCAGCCCUAGGGGUAAAAAUAGACGCAGUUCCCGGGCGACUGAAUCAGACAGCUUUCGUUGCCUCCCGAUCAGGAGUGUACUACGGACAGUGUUCUGAAAUUUGUGGCGCAAACCAUAGCUUUAUGCCCAUCGUGGUAGAAGCCGUCCCCCUAGAACACUUCGAAAACUGAUCCUCUCUUAUGCUCGAAGACGCCU